AUGUCUGACAACAAAGAUCAGACCACGCAAAAGGGGGAAGAAUCAAAGCCGACUUCAGACACAACAGCAAAGUCAGAAAAGAAUGAAAAAGUUGAAUCGAGCACAAGUCGAGUGGAGAAUCCUCUCGCGGGUGUAACCGCCUUGCUUGAGCGUUACGGUUACCAACUGGGAGAUAUUCUUGGUAAAGGAUCCUACGCGGUGGUGAGAAAAGCAUACUCUAGAAGGCACAAAAAAAACGUUGCUGUGAAAAUAAUAUGCAAGAAGAAGGCGCCGGAGGAUUUUCUAUCCAAAUUUCUUCCGCGUGAGAUAAAGGUGCUGAAGAGAUUACACCAUCCACAUGUCAUUACACUCAUAGAAGUUAUCGAGACAAACACACGAAUGUACAUCAUCACUGACUUGGCCGAGAGCGGAGAUCUGCUGGAGUUUAUAAGAAAGAAUGGUGCUAUACCUGAAACAACUGUUAAGCAUUUGUUUAGACAACUAGUUAAAGGAAUCACCUACGUGCAUAGUCAAGAUGUAGUGCAUAGAGAUUUGAAAUGUGAAAAUCUCUUAUUGGAUAAAGACAAGAACAUUAUUAUAUCUGAUUUUGGGUUUGCUCGAGACAACCUGACCUCGGCAACAGGGAAAAGGAAGCUUUGUCAUACCUACUGUGGUUCUUAUGCCUAUGCACCUCCUGAAAUAUUAAAAGGUAGUGUACUUCAUAAUGUUAACUUAUUUAUGGGCUUUUGUAUUUAGAUACUCCUAUCUUUUUCUGCUUUUCUGCUAAAGGCUUGUAAGCCAGUCAUCACCUGAGCAAGAAAAAAACUCGUGUGUGCGUGCAAGAUUAGCCUGAGAAAACAGCCGACAUUUGGCAACGCCACUACUGGUUUCCAUUCCAUACCGAUGACGCAUCACUACAUCACUACUCAGAUCUGGGUAGUGCUUCUGAUUGGUUGAAUCAAAUUUCCCACGCGGCACGACCAAUCAGAAGCACUACCCAGACCUGGGUAAUGACGCGUCAUCAGUAUGGUAUUUCUGCGCUCGUUUCUCAGACGUCAUUUGGUGGGGAAACCAGUGUUGGUUGGCGCAAGUAAAUCAACUCUCCACCCUAGCCUCUUCCGCGGGCAUCACUGUCCUGUUUUAGAGAACGAGUGUGAGAAUAGGGAAUGACAGUGAUGGCAACUCCACCACAUCUUUUCUCUUUUUCUCGUCCUCAGACUCCUCUCGGUCUUUAGAGACGGUUGCGGAGGAGGCUAUCUCCAUCCAUCGUUUUACCUACAAAAUUCACACGCGCGCAACUUUGUGUCUAUAUCAACGUUGUUCCCAGAUUCUCUCUCCUACCCGUCCAUCUCUCUCUCUCUCUCUCUCUCCCUCCCUCUCCCUCCCUCCCUCUCUCUCUCUCUAGGGACGGGUAGGAGAGAACCCUAGGAACGAGGUUGUGUCUAUACAUGCCCUAAUACUCGACCAUGUAUGCUCUCAAGCUAAGAUGAUUCCCUUUGGCAGACCGACAUCCCUGGAGAAUCUUUCAUAUAAAAGUAGGAAAAGCUGCAACCAGAAAUGGAAAUAGCUAGUGGGGUCUGUAGCGGGGUCAUCCCACCACUGACAAGAGCUAGAAAAGCGUCAACCUGUACGCAACUAGCUGCCUUGUCUUGUUUCUGAUGUUAACCACAGUCCUGCUUAUAUAUACCUUUUAACAGUUUCAAGUACUUUUCUUUAAAUCGAUUUCAGUUCUCUAGAGAGAACAAGUGCAUACGACAUCAUAAACGUUACCACAGAAUUUUGAGAAACAGACAUAAAGCCUAGAAUUCACCCAUGAUGAACUAGUAACUCGACAGAUUUAAUGCUAGAACUGACCCCGGAUGUAUUCCGGGAGCGAUUCCAAUUCACAGUUGUUUGCUUUAUCGCCCCAAAUAAGUGUUGCUAUCUUUUCUCUCCUGCGACACGUGUUGUCGCUUACACGCAGAUGUUCCCGCGCUUGGCAAUUGCUUUGUAUUCUUUCCCGUGCUUUAGCUUUUCUCAUGUUUUUAGAUUAGAUACGUUUAAAGUUUGUUACACAAGUGUUUUUACCAGCAAUACUUUGUCCUGCUGAUUUAUUUCUGCAGGGUAAAUAAAUUUUUUACUUUACUUUUCUGCGAUUUUGCUGGCAUUUUCUCAUGUUUGGCACUAGUUACGUGUUCUCACUUCUAACAACGGACUGCAAGUGUGUUCUAAUUAGGUCUUGGUAAAGUUUUGAGAUUAAACAAAAUAGCAAAUUGAAACAUCCUCAAGAGAGAGCGAGAUCAUUUUGGGUACAGAGGGUGGUUUGCUUGGAUUUAGACAACAAACUGUUCUAUUGUUUGCCAUCUAUUUAGGUAUAGCUUAUGACGCGACACUUGCGGAUGUAUGGAGUAUGGGCGUGAUUCUAUACACCAUGAUUUGUGGCCGCCUUCCCUUUGAUGACUCCAAUUUACGGAGCCUUCUGCAGCAGGUUCACCGCAGAGUGAACUUCCCUUCCAAGGUUAAAGUACCUGAUUCAGUCAAAGGCGUUAUUCACAAAAUGCUACAAUGGAAUUUAGCAGAGAGAAUAACAGUGGAACAGCUCCAGCAAGAGCCUUGGCUGUCCGACGAAGAGAACGCAUCUGAAAAGGACACCUGA
Porites lobata is the source of this 2614-nucleotide messenger RNA. The record is from the annotation of a GenBank genome assembly. Lineage: Eukaryota; Metazoa; Cnidaria; Anthozoa; Scleractinia; Poritidae.